CAAUUGUAUUAGUAUUCGUUGUUUCUGUUCAGAAGCUGUGUUUUAUAUAUUUUAUCGGUAUUCAGCAUUUGUAUCAGUGACUGAUAUAUCCUUAACUAUGAGGCGGACAAAGGUCCUCACACAUUAUCAGCAAGAGCGCAUGAGGGCGAACUAUCGUCAUCGUGAAGAAAUGAGGGAAGAUCAUCUAAAGCGUUUGAACCAGGAAAGAGUAUUGGAGGCCAAUUUAGCCAGUGAAGAUAAAGUAGAAAGCAAGAGGUUUGUGAGAAGAUUGCAACAAGAGCAAAGGGAACAGGAAUUGGAGGAAAGCCUGUUACAGGCAAAGAGAGAGCAGGAAUACAAGCAGCAACAGCGAGAGCAACAAGAAAGGAUGGCAAAGGAAAUCGAGAAGCUCAAACUUCAUGAGAUGCGAGAGGAAAGGCUCAGACAACAAAUUCGCGAGAACAGCUUAGAGUUAAGAGAGUUGGAGGCUAAGCUCAAGUCAGGCUAUAUGAACAAGACAUUAGCUGCCCAGAUUGCAGAACGAGAACUUGCUAAAGAAGAAUAUAAUCAACAAAAUGCUGAAGUUGCAAAGCAUCUGCAAGAAGAAGCUAAGCAGGAAGAAGAUGAUGCAAGAAUCAAAGAGGAACAACGUUACCGUGAAAUGGUGAAAUAUCAGCAGGACAUAGAGAAGCAACUGGAAGAGCAAGAGUGCAAGAAGCAGGAGGCAUAUGAAGAAUUCCUUAAAGAAAAACUUAUGAUAGAUGAAAUUGUCAAAAAAAUUUAUGAGGAGGAUCAGAAAGAAUUGGAGGAGAGAAUGAGAAAGCAGAACGCCAUGCAAGAAUUCAUAGUUGAAUUCCGGCAGAAGAGAGAAGAGUGGAAGCAACAAGAACAAACCGAAAUGGAGGAAGAGAAUAGAAGAAUUCUGGAAUUUGCUCAUGUUCAAGAAAAACGCGAGGACGAACGCAGAAGAGAAAAGCUCGAGCGCAGCGAAAAGAUGUCGCAAGUCCAAGCGUUGCUGUCCGAACAAAUUGUUCACAAAAAAACAGAGCACGAUGAGAUGGAGAGAGUUCGCAAUGAGCUGUACAUGGAGGAGCAGUACGAAUUUGAGAGGCAGCAAGAGAAAGCAGAGCUGGAGAAAAGGCUUCGGCUACGAGUGGAUCUGCAGAAGGAAUAUCAACACCAGCUGGAAGCGAAGGCACGCAGACUCGAAGCUGAACGGGAGGAGGAGGAGGAAUUCCGCAACCAGAUGCUGGCAAAGUUUGCGGACGACGAUCGACUGGAACAGAUGAAUGCUCAGCGGCGGCGUAUGAAACAGCUGGAGCAUCGGCGCGCUGUAGAGAAUAUCAUCGAGGAACGACGGGCGGAGAUGGCAGCCCAGAAGGAGAGGAUACUAGCUGAAAGAAAGGAAGAGCAGCGGUUGGAGUUGCUGCGCAAACAGAUCAUAGAGCAGGAGAGACAGCGCCUACUCAGAGAGCAUGCAUCAAAGCUACUUGGCUUCCUUCCCAAGGGCGUCUUACGCGACAAUAAGGAUCUUGAGAUGCUAGGAUCAGAGUUUAAAGAUGCCUACCGCAAACGAGGAACUGGUGAUUCUGUCUCAGAUGCAGCCACAAGCGGAGAGGUGGGAGACUAAUAAGCUGAGCUGUGACACUUCCUUCAGAAGCAUGAACAUAAAGAAUUUGUUUGAAAGUUGGGGUUAUGGUUUUACGUGAAAUUAUCAACUAUUACUAGUGUUGUAUGUAUAUGUCCCUGUGAUGUGAUAGAUCUGAGCUUAUGAUUGUAGCAAAAUAUAUAACGUAGUAUUUCGUCACGUGGCCAAGAAGUUUAACACAAUACUGCCACUCACUGGUGUAUUUGUAGUUGGAUUUUUCAGUGUAGAACACAUACGUGUGUAUUGUGGUAGUCAAUGUAGGUAUAGUAUUGUAAAGCUAUAUGGCCAACACAUUUCUUAAGAAAAAGGACCAAAGGUAGACUAAAAGACUCGUUUCAAUUGCUGUUGUCUAAUUACAAAAUUGCAAUGAAUACGAAUGCAAACGACUACAAAAUUGGAUUAAAUAACAGAUUACUAAUGAAAUAUUAUUACAAUACUAUUUACAAAAAUGGUGUAAAUGUAGGGGCCUCGUAUAUACAUAGUGGUAAUCCCCACCCUCCAACCAUAACUAUAUCCUCCUACACUACUAAAAUUUCUAUAUUAUAUAUGUGAGGAUGAAUUUACUCUUCUUUUCUCCUCCUCCUCCUCCUCCU
Priapulus caudatus is the source of this 2220-nucleotide messenger RNA. Its product is annotated as meiosis-specific nuclear structural protein 1-like. NCBI's taxonomy places the organism in Eukaryota, Metazoa, Priapulida, Priapulimorpha, Priapulimorphida, Priapulidae. Bases 98 to 1609 code for a protein of 503 amino acids. The transcript has 11 exons. Gene Ontology annotation, cellular component: motile cilium. Gene Ontology annotation, biological process: cilium organization. The record is from RefSeq and is a predicted model, not a curated record.